AUGUUAAACAAUUUAAUAACUAUCAUAGCAGAAUGUCAAAUCAACUUAGAACAAAUAAAGCAGCUCUUUAUUGACCCCCAUUAGGCAUUCCAGAUGCUAUCCUCCAAUGGACACGAUAUCGACCAGUCCGAUAUCAAAAGAUUUAUAUCUCUAAAUGACGAGGAAAUCAAACAUCUAAUCAGCCAAUUCAAUUCCAACUCCCAAACACGAUUUACAUAUCCAGAUUUUAUUAAUUCUCUGAAACUGAAUAACAACACGCAUGUCAAAGAGGCACUCAUCAAACUUUUAUAAUAGGAGGCAAUCAAUUUUAAUAAAGUUUAAAUACUCAAAGAAGAUGGCAAUUUCAAUCCUACUGAAUUGUUUCAUUAAAUUGAUUAGUUUGGUAAAGGCUACAUUACAAGCAGGACCUUAAAAAAAUGUACAAAUUUAUCUAACGACUACAUCUCUGCCUUUUUUAGAUUUCUCAAUAAAGACAGUGAUGGCAGAAUAUUCGAAAGUGAAUUUUUAUCUGCCUUCAAAUCCUCACAAAAACAACAAUUAGCUGUGUAAUACAAAGACUUGAGAUAAAGUCAAGAGAAAGAAAAAUAGAUUAUUUAAUAAUGCUAAUAGAUCUAAUAAAAUCUGUAAAUGAGUGAGGAGAAAAAUAGUCAAUCCAGGAUUAAAUAAGUCUAACAGUUGUUAUAGAGCAGAUAAAAUCUAGAAAGAUCCAAGGGAUAAACCUCCUAUUCUUCUUUACUAAAAGUAAGGUAGCAAUUGUUGUAAAUCGACAAUAUUAGAAGGAACUCUUAACGGGAGACAUUUGAAAGACUUCUCAAAUACCAACAUCAACUAAUCAAAAAUAUCAAAGAGAAAAACGAAGAGACCACUCAAAAAUAAAAAAAUCUUAGUAGUCUCCAUGAUUAAUUGUAUACUAUGAGAACGCAACAAGACUUAAGUCUCAAGAGAAAAAGAGAGUAUAGCAUUCAUAGCUAAUCUUAAUUAUGAUUAAUUUUUUUUAUGGACUAUUUUUACAAAUUUUAAUG
Molecule: messenger RNA, 1022 nt
Organism: Paramecium tetraurelia
Lineage: Eukaryota; Ciliophora; Oligohymenophorea; Peniculida; Parameciidae
Exons: 3
Molecular function (GO): calcium ion binding
Source: RefSeq, a predicted model, not a curated record